Thrips palmi is the source of this 1310-nucleotide messenger RNA. Its product is annotated as glutamate receptor 2-like. Lineage: Eukaryota; Metazoa; Arthropoda; Insecta; Thysanoptera; Thripidae. The annotation marks the transcript as partial. Gene Ontology annotation, cellular component: membrane. The record is from RefSeq and is a predicted model, not a curated record. The transcript has 7 exons. Gene Ontology annotation, molecular function: ligand-gated monoatomic ion channel activity.
ACGCGAGCAACGACACCUCGUGGCGGUGGCUCUUGUCCUCGGCCGAGGAGCGGGCGAUCCAGCGCAGACGCAGCGACCUGGAGAACGCCACGCUCCGCUCCCCCAUCAUCAUCAACUUCCCCCAGUUCUACACCUUCAUCGACGACCUGCGCGAGCGGAAGCGCGACUACCGGCCGAAGACCAACUUCCCCGUCGUCAGGAACAUGGCGGAGCAGGCCAACUCCCAUAUGUUGGUGUUUGAGCGGACGGACUACGGGUACAACAAGGACGCCAACGGCAUGUUCGACGGGCUGAUGGGCGAGCUGCAGCGCUUCGAGUGCGACCUGCUCUCCACGGCCGUGUACGUCACCGACGAGCGCCUCUACAUCCUGGACUCGGUGGGCGAGACGUUCCCGCUGCGGACGGGCGUGGUGUACCGCCUGUCGUCGUCCUCGCGCUCCGCGGCCAACCUCUACCUGCAGCCCUUCUCGCGCGGGCUGUGGCUCGCCGUGCUGGCCCUCAUGGCGCUGUGCGUGCUGCAGCUCGUGGCCACCACGCGCUCCUGGACCCAGCCCAAGCACGUGGGGGCCUCCUGGACCACGGCGCCGUACAGCGUGGCGGACUGCUUCUUGGCCGUGAUGGGCGCGCUGUGCCAGCAGGGCGCGGACAGGACGCCGGACUCGGUGUCGGGCCGUACCGUCAUGGUCAUGUUCCUGUUCACGAGCUUCUUCCUCUUCACGGCCUUCUCGGCCUUCAUCGUGGCGCUGCUGCAGGCGCCGCCGACGCCGCUGCGCACGCCGCAGGAGCUUCUCGCGUCGCACAUGAAGAUCGGCGCCAUGGACGUGGCCUUCAUCCACGCCUGGUUCAGGGGCGAGGUGGACAAGGCGGUGAGGGGCGUCGUGGGCGACAUCUUCGUCAAGAAGAUCAAGACCCACGAGAGGCCGGCCUUCCUGCCGGUCUGGGAGGGCAUUGAGUUCGUCCGUCGGGGCGACUACGGUUACCAGGCCGAGAUGAACGAGGCGUACCACGAGAUCCAGGAGAAGUUCACCGAGGGCGAGAAGUGCGACCUGUUCGAGAUGGAGCUGUUCCCGAGCGAGGCCCAGAUCAUCGUCACGGUGGAGAAGUCUCCGUACCGCGAGGCCUUCUCCAGAUUUGUUCGGUGGCAGCGCGAGACGGGGCUGGUGGACCGCAUCGCGAGGCGCUGGUACGCGUCCAAGCCGCGCUGCGAGUCCGGCGGCCGCGGCUUCAUGGCCAUCGGCGUCCGGGAGGUGGUGCCGCUGCUGCUGCUGCUGUCGUACGGCUGCGUCAUCUCCCUGCUGCUGCUGGCCGCC